GCUCCUCACAGCGCUGGCAACUCGGGCCCUGAGACUGAACUGUCUGGACUGUGCGCUGGAACACGAUCUUUGCUCUUCAGUGGAAUAUUACGUUUGUGCGCUGACAGUCGCUUUGUGGUGUUGAUUUUGUCACUCAUAAAAACGUCCUGAGAAAAUUGAAGUUAGAGAUGAAAGCCAUAACGAGACGUUUUUUCCGAGGAAGAUGCGGCCUGCAAGAAAGUAAUUUGCACAACAAAAUAUAGACAUUCCAGUGAAAAAGUAAAAGAACUGUUUAAACUUUCAAACACGUUUUCCUAUAUCUAUCUUUCCAGACCCCCACAUAAAAAAAACAUGUCCACCUGAAGAUAGAUGCAAAUAUCGAAACAUAAAAAAAAAAUAUAUAUAUAUAUAUAUACAUAUAUGAAAGAAAUACCUCAAAACGCAAAAUAACUUAAGCAGACUCCUUGACUCUGCAAAAUGUGAUGAAGACCCGAGGAUAAUGAGAAAUACAAGACUUCACAAGACUCCAGAUCAUGUUCAUUAUCCUUUUCCUGAUGGGUAUAUGGGCAGGGUCUGCCGGUGGCGGUUCUGAAGGAGUGGACACCACACGCACCCCAGCCAACGUCACUGUCCCUCCGAAUGUCAGCCGCGUCAGCCUGGACGAGGUGUCAGCCACCGAGGGCCAUGAGAAGAGAGAGGAGCCAUACUUCGACGCGUCCAUGUCGUCCCUUUACACAGCCUACCUGGGCAAGACCGCCACGCUCACCUGCGUCGUCCACGCGGCCAAGACUGACAAGUCGGUGUCGUGGAUCCGAGGCCGCGACCUGCGCAUCCUGACGGUGGGCGGCUACACGUACACGACGGACCUGCGCUUCGAGGCCCUCCACCAGCAGGCCAGCUCGGAGUGGACGCUCAGGAUCAAGUCGGUGCAGCUGCGGGACCAGGGCGGCUACGAGUGCCAGAUCGCCACUAGGCCCAUCCGGACGUUCAGCGUCUUCCUCAAGGUCGUGGAACCGACGGUGGAGGUGAUCGGGGCGCCCGACAUCUACGUGAACACGGAGAGCAUGAUCAACCUGACGUGCGUCGUGCAUCACGCCCCCUACCCGCCCGAGGCCAUCACCUGGUACCACGGGAAUCAGACGAUCAGCUACACGUCAGACCGAGGCGGCGUGAGCGUUGUGGAGGAGCGGGGCGAAACCACCUCCAGCUUCCUCCUCCUUCAGAACGCCCGGUCCUCGGAUUCGGGCGUCUUCACCUGCCAGCCGGAGGGCAUGGAGUCAGCUCAGGUGACCCUGCAUGUGCUUGACGGAGAGCGACCGGCAGCGAUGCAGACCAACUCGAGCAGCAUAAGCACAGCAAGAUUCUCGGCGCUGUUCGUCGUCGUCGUCCUGGCGAGCACCGUCGUUUUAUGAAGCGCUGUUCAGAAAACCUGCAUCUUCGAGUCUGCAAGCCAGUUCACAAAAGACAUUUGUAGAAAAAGACCGAUUUGAUGAUGGAAAGGGGAAAAAAAUUACACCUUUAGAAAAUAAUGUGUGUUGGAUUAUAUAUGUUCUUUCAGCGAGCAAAAUGUAUUUUUUUUUUUUUUUUAUAGUAUUCAUUAUGGUGAGAUCUGCGAUGGGAUUUCUUUCUUGAUUAAAUGUCUGUUAGUGAUGAUAUAGUUGGUGUAAUAAAAACCUAAUAAUUUGUUACAUGAAUUCUACUUUGAUAAAAAGAAAUGUUUUACGGUCACAAGGACAGAUAAUGCCGAUUGUAAAGUAACAAAUGAAUAUGCAUUGACACAAAGCGCACAUACACACGCUCACACACACACACACACACAU
Molecule: messenger RNA, 1799 nt
Organism: Penaeus chinensis
Lineage: Eukaryota; Metazoa; Arthropoda; Malacostraca; Decapoda; Penaeidae
Product: zwei Ig domain protein zig-8-like
Exons: 6
Coding region: 513-1391 (292 amino acids)
Biological process (GO): synapse organization
Cellular component (GO): neuron projection membrane
Source: RefSeq, a predicted model, not a curated record